Molecule: messenger RNA, 3552 nt
Organism: Dunckerocampus dactyliophorus (ringed pipefish)
Lineage: Eukaryota; Metazoa; Chordata; Actinopteri; Syngnathiformes; Syngnathidae
Gene: ptprea
Product: protein tyrosine phosphatase receptor type Ea
Exons: 21
Coding region: 307-2358 (683 amino acids)
Biological process (GO): protein dephosphorylation
Molecular function (GO): protein tyrosine phosphatase activity
Source: RefSeq, a predicted model, not a curated record
UGUUCGCUGGAGUAAACACUGGCUCCUCCUUCACCGUGUGACAGGCGGACACGCCGAACGCUCGCCUCGCCUUUUUUUCCUCCCUUCUACUUCUUCGACUCCCAGGCAUAUUAUCUCUGCUCUCCGCGUCCACAUGUUGAAGCCUCACAGGUGGUGCACGUCCCCGUAGAGCUUGCAGAGCUGCUUCUCCACUUGGAAGUCCAGGUGACAAGUGGAGUCCGCCAGCGUCAUGUGACCCAUACUACAAUGGACGUCAUGAUCAGCACACUUUGAUUGGCAUCAGCACUCACACAGUCACACAACACAAUGGUCCCUCUUCUGUUUUUGGUGGCAACCACAACAACAUCCAAUUCCAGCAGCAAUGGAAACCAUACACGAGAGGGCGUCACAUCCACCAGCCACCAUGUCCUCCCCACCAUGCUGGUCCUCUCUCUGCUGCUGCUCAUCAUCAUGCUGCUGGCCUGGUACUUCCUCAGGUUAAAAAACCAGAGGAAAGCGGCGGUCACCGCAGUCGACAAGAAGAUACCCAAUGGCAUCCUGGAGGAACAAGAUCAACAGACAGUGGUCCUGCUGCCCAGGUCUGCUUCGGCCUCCAAGCACUACCCCCCGCUCGCCGUGGAGCAGCUGGAGGAGGAGUACAGGCUGCGCUCGGCCGACGACGGCAAGCUCUUUCGCGAGGAAUACAACUCUCUGCCGGGGGGUCAUGCCCAAGGGACGUACGAGGAAGCCAACAAGGACAACAACAAAGAGAAGAACAGAUACCCCAACAUACUUCCCUACGAUCAUUCCAGGGUGGUGCUGACUCAGCUGGACGGAAGCCCCGCCUCCUCCGACUACGUCAAUGCCUCCUACAUCGACGGUUUCACACUUAAGAACAAAUUCAUAGCAGCACAAGGUCCAAAAGAGGACACGGUCGCAGAUUUCUGGAGGAUGAUUUGGGAGCAGAAAGUGGCGACGGUGGUCAUGCUGACCAACCUGAAGGAGAGGAAAGAAGACAAGUGCCACCAGUACUGGCCAGAUCAGGGCUGCUGGACCUACGGGAAUGUGCGUGUGGCGGUAGAGGACUUCACCGUCUUGGUGGAUUACACCAUACGCAAGUUCUGCAUACAAUAUCAAUCCACAGAUGCCGCCAAGACUCCACGGCUGGUGACGCAGCUCCACUUCACCAGCUGGCCCGAUUUCGGCGUCCCUUUCUCGCCCAUCGGCAUGCUCAAGUUCCUCAAGAAGGUCAAGAUGGUCAAUCCGCCAUUUUCCGGGCCCAUAGUGGUCCACUGCAGCGCCGGCGUGGGUCGGACUGGGACCUUCAUUGUUAUCGACGCCAUGAUUGACAUGAUGCACGACAAGCAAAAUGUGGAUGUGUUUGGCUUUGUCUCCAAGAUCCGAGAACAGCGUUCACAGCUCAUUCAGACAGACAUGCAGUACUCGUUCAUCUACCAGGCCCUGCUUGAAUACUACCUCUACGGAGACACGGAGCUGGAUGUGUCAUCCCUUGAAGGACACCUGCACAAACUGCACAACACCGUCAACAGUGGGGAUCGCCUUGGCCUGGAGGAGGAGUUCAAGAAACUGACAAACAUGCGCAUCAUGAAGGAGAACAUGAGAACGGGGAACCUCCCCGCCAACAUGAAGAAGAACCGAGUUCUGCAGAUCAUUCCGUACGACUUCAACAGAGUUAUUCUAUCCAUGAGGAGAGGUCAGGAGUUCACAGAUUACAUCAAUGCAUCGUUUAUAGACGGCUACAGGCAGAAAGACUACUUCAUUGCCACGCAGGGUCCUCUGUCGCAAACCGUGGAGGACUUUUGGAGGAUGGUGUGGGAGUGGAAGUGUCACUCUAUUGUCAUGCUCACCGAGCUCCAGGAGAGGGAGCAGGACAAGUGUUACCAGUAUUGGCCAUCGGAGGAGUCAGAAACGUACGGAGACUACAGCGUGGAGAUGAAGGGCAACGCCUUGUGCGAUGCCUUCAGUCUACGAGACUUGGUACUCACCUUUGUCCCGGAGAAGCAGACACGAGUGAUCCGGCACUUCCACUUCCACGGCUGGCCCGAGGUGGGCAUCCCGGCCGAGGGUCGGGGCAUGAUCGACAUCAUUGCGGCGGUGCAGCGGCAGCAGCAGCAGUCUGGCAACCAUCCUAUUGUUGUACACUGCAGCGCCGGUGCCGGGCGGACUGGUACGUUCAUUGCACUGAGCAACAUCUUGGAGCGGGUCAAAGCGGAAGGCCUGCUAGACGUGUUCCAAACUGUGAAGAGUUUACGCAUGCAGAGGCCGCACAUGGUCCAGACUGUGGAGCAGUACGACUUCUGCUACAGGGUGGUACAAGACUUUGUGGACAUUUUCUCUGACUAUGCCAACUUUAAAUGAGCGUAUGUUUGCCUUAUAAACGUUGUCUUUUGGUUGUUUUUGUGUGUGUGUGUGUGUGUGUGUGUGUCUGUGUGUGUGUGUGUGUGUUAAUUUUUAAUAUGAUCUAUUUUUUGCUAUGCACUUGUCCUAACAUGAACUAAAUUAUAUAUAAAUAUGAAUACCUACAUACAUCCAUCCAUCCAUUUUCUAUACCGCUUCUCAACAUUAGGGUCGCGGGGGCAUGCUGGAGUCUAUCCCAGCUGACUUCGGGCGACAGGCGGGGUACACCCUGGACUGGUGGCCAGUCAAUGGCAGGGCACAUAUAGACAAACAAGCAUUCACACUCACAUUCAUACCUAUGGACAAUUUAGAGUCUCCAAUUAACCUAACAUGCAUGUUUUUGGAAUGUGGGAGGAAACCGGAGUACCCGGAGAAAACCCACACACACGGCUGUUACUGUGUUGGCCAACGUGCUAACCACUAGACCACCGUGCGGCCUACCUACAUACAUAUAAAUAUAUAUACAUAUAUCAAUAAAUAACAUGUCCCCUCAGUGGAGAAGAAUUGUACAUGGAAAAAAAGUUGGUAAUUUAUAUUUUGCAGUAUGUAUGAUAAUUUUUUUGUCAAGAAGCGUCUUGUUUUGUUUCUGUAUAAUAUUGUAAUUUCAACGUCCUCCGUGUGAUAUUUUUUUAAAUGCUGUAAAUGUAUUUAUGUAUGGAAAGUGACAUUCCAUAUUUGGGGAUGGUUGCAACACACAACAGGAAUGUGUUUUUAUUUAAUGAACUGAUCAUUGAAAUGAUUUCUCUGCUAUUCCAGUGACACCGGGUACGUUCCUUUCCCCUUACCUCACAUUGUGGCAUGCGGCCGGUAAAUGGUCACUGCAGGCGUGGACUUUUUGCUUUUGAGCGACUGCACACUGAAAAAGCACAUAAAAAUCAGUCCUUUACCGCCAAAAACCUGCAAUAGUCAAGAGUAUACAGUGUAUAUAUCUAUAAAUCUGUGCCAUAUUACCUACUUUUAUUUAUUAUUUUCAACUUCAACAGAGGCAAAAAACCCAAGUUAAAAUGCAGUGAGUAUGGUCCAAUGUGGCACGCACAGGUAUGGAUCAAAGACCCGAAAAGCAUUUUUUUCCAGUGACUUUUGGGGGUGUCUUUUUGUAAAGCUUCUACAUGUAAAAUAACUUUAUGGCCACAUUAAACCAAACUUUGUUAAUUA